Messenger RNA from Pseudopodoces humilis (Tibetan ground-tit), 3986 nucleotides. It is a transcript of the gene NTAQ1, whose product is annotated as N-terminal glutamine amidase 1. Gene Ontology annotation, cellular component: cytosol; nucleus. The record is from RefSeq and is a predicted model, not a curated record. Lineage: Eukaryota; Metazoa; Chordata; Aves; Passeriformes; Paridae. Gene Ontology annotation, molecular function: protein-N-terminal asparagine amidohydrolase activity; protein-N-terminal glutamine amidohydrolase activity.
UUCGGCAGCUCCGCCUCGUCCCGCCCGCCUGAGGGUCCCAGCACCUCCAGCCGCUGCUCCGGCUGUACCCGCGAAGUGCCCGCGCCGAGCGAGGAUGGCCGCGGUUUCCUCGGGGACGGCAUAGCGGCUACCUCCGCCGGGCCCGGUGCUUCCUGCGCUGCCCUCAUCCCCGCUCAGACCUGCCAUGGCGCGGCCUGAGGCCGGUUAUGAGGCGGCGGUGCGCCCCCGCCCCGCCUGCACCUACACCAGCUGCUACUGUGAAGAAAAUGUAUGGAAGCUUUGUGAGUACAUCAGGAGUCAGGAUCGGCACCCUUUAGAAGAAUUUUAUGCUGUUUUCAUAUCCAAUGAUAGGAGGAUGAUUCCACUCUGGAAGCAGAAAUCUGGACAUGGAGAUGAGCCUGUUGUCUGGGACUACCAUGUUAUUCUACUUCAUGUUACCAGUGGGGAGCAGAACUUCAUUUAUGAUCUUGACACAGUGUUGCCAUUUCCAUGUCCUUUUGAUGUGUACAGUGUGGAGGCCUUUAGGUUGGAUGACAGCCUUCGCCCAGAGUUUCACAGAAAAAUCAGAAUGAUUCGAGCAGAUUUGUACUUGAAGACAUUUGCUUCAGACAGAUCUCAUAUGAAGGAUGCAGAUGGGAAAUGGCAGAAACCUCCUCCUCCAUACCCUUGCAUUGAAACUGCAGAACCAUUACUGAGACACUGUCCCUGACCCAGGUGGCAGCUGUCCCCCACACCUGGCAUGAGCCACACUGCUGGAGGGGAGGAUCUGCAGAGCAUCACUUCACAUGUCACCCAGCAGAGCACAGGGCUCCAAGUUUGGUGGGGUUGCCCUCCUAUGACACUUUGGAUUCCCAGGCUUGAAGAAUCUCAUCUCCUCUCAAAGCGAAACCUGUCUGGAUGUCUGUCUCUCUUCAGGUAAUUACCUUCUCAGAAAUUUGAAGGAGACAAUGCUGGUGAUUUUCUUCUGCCUUCUGGCUUUCUCCUUAUGCAGGACUUGGCCUAAUUGAGGCCAAGGUUAAUGAAGCACACCCGAGGAGGGAGUGUCUGGAGACAUCUUCCCAGGUUUGUGCGCACCUCUCUGUGGAACUCACCUAUUUUCGUUUAUGAUCAUGGAGUCAGAAGUGAAGCACUCUAUACAGAUGCAGCCUUUCAGCAAGUUAAAUACAGCUGCAGUAGUGGUUCUGGAAAAUCUCUUCAGUUUGACCUAAGAUAAACAAAUAUGGUUGUUUAAGUAUCCUCAAUGUUUCCUUAUACUUACAGUAGGAAAUACCUUGGAUACUGAGGGCAAUUAAAACAAAUCUUAGUUAUCUAAGGCCUCUGGCAAGUCCCUGAGUUUCUGAGUGAGCUAAGCCACUUCCUAGGCAUGAGGUGUACCAAGGUUCGUUUUAUAGUCAUAAAAAUAAGCAUUAAGGACCUGAGCUGUGAACUGCCACUCACAAAGUCCAACUGAAGUGACAUUAUUCACCUGAUACUCAUGACGAAUGUCUGCUUCCUGCACUGGAAGAUGAGCAGGAUGUUUCCAGUGAGCUGGAUUCCUGACAUUAUAUUACUUAAAAGCAGGAAAUGCUCAUUUUGCUUGGUUCAGCAUCAUGCCAGCCUUCCCAUGCAAGGCUAUAUCUGGAACCCAAACACUGCAAUAAGGCAGGAAUCAUUAUAUGUUAUUUUUUUUUCAAACAGCCUACACAGUAAGAAGAUGGUAGUUAUCUCAGCCUUCCCUUCUUUUUAGUAUGCAAUUGUGGUGGCGUGCUUCCCCCUGUCUCAGCUUGGCUGCUGAAAUGGCAGCGCACCAGCUCCAUGCUUGGAGCCAUCCCGAGAAAAUGUUCUGCUGUAGUUUUUAACCAUUUAGCUGUAAAGCUCCUGCCACUUCCACCGUUCUAACUGCUGGGCUGAAGCAAGGCUUGCCAGUCCUUGUUUAUAGCAAGCAUAAUCAGUUCCACUAUUUAUACUGUACUCAUCACAGAGCACUUUGCUGUAUGAAAUGGUCACAGUUACAUUUAUAUCAGUACAAAAACAAAAUCAUUACAAAUUGAGGAGGCAACAUUCAGAGUAAUUUUUCCUUGCUACCUGACGCUGUUUCUUCAGCUAUUCAAACUUUUUUCAGGCAGAGUCACUCUCUUAGGAAGAAAAUACAGUCCACUCUACCUCAGGAAUCCCACCAGUAUUUAUCUGCACUUGUGUUUUUGUCUUGCAUGAAGGAAAUGCAACUAGUUGCUACCAGUUGCUACUUCGGUACAAAUAUGCAGGGCCACCAGCAAAGUCCAUGGAGUUGUCUUAGUACAACUAAAAGCAGAGUUCAAUCAUCUUUGCCAGUGGUACUAAAAGUACCUUUUAAUAUGCUAAGGUAUGUGUCUGGCCAGGAGUUGUUUUCAAAUGCAUUGUCCAUGAAGUUCCCAUAAAGUAAACAGAGCUCGAUACGCUCAGUCCUGAGGUGCAAAAUAACCAGUGCUGUGGGGUCCAGCUGUUCUCCUUGCUGGUGUCAUCAGCAGGGUGCUCCCCCUGCCUUGUUCACAGCAGUGGACUGGGAAGGAGGGACUCGGGGAAGAUUUGCAGGCCCUGUCUGCCAUAUUUAUCAGAGAUCCUUUACAGGGUAGAUAGUUUACUUAAUCAUCAUUCUCAUUUAACUUAUUUGAUAAUUAUUAAAUAAAGCACUCCAGGUUCGGUACUUUUGAGAUCUGAAAGACCAAGUGAGGGACACUGUUGCCAGCAAAGAAGACACACACACAUUUCCAGCAUCGCCUGCUUGCCAGCCUUUCCGUGCUGUCAUGGUGCAUGGAGGUCAGAUCCAUGCACAGAGGCAAAGCCCCAGUCCCCUCUGAGCUGGUGCCAAGGGCUGUGUGAGCAGGGGCACCUUUUCCAAGGCACAGAGCCUGAUGAAACCUUUCUGCCAAUGUUCUCUGUAGCCCUACUGCUUUGAACUGCUGUGGGCAUCCAGGGCUGUGGAACGGCUCAGCCUGGCCCUUGCCAGGGACUGUGGGGUCUCCUCUGCUCACUGCCUGCAGGGGCAAUGCAGACAGUGGAGAUUGCAGGACAUUACCACCCCACUCAAGAUAAAAUGGUUUGGUUUGGAAGGGACCUUAAAGAUCAUCUAAUUCCAACCCCCCUGCUGUGGGAGAGACACCCUCCACUAGACCAGGUUGCUCAGACCCCCAUCCAACCUGGGAAGGAUGCUUGCUGGGCUUACAGACAUCCUCUGAAAUGGGCAUUAUUUGUGGUCAUUCAAAAAGCAAAUGCCCUGGCUUAGCAUGUGGAGUCCGAAAAAUCACACACAGAGAUUGUCCAGUGCUGAGAACAUCUGAAGCCUGACACAUGGCAGAAGUACACAUGUGGGGUCCAAAAGAGGUGUCACCAUCUCCACUGACACUUGGUCUCCUCUGAGUUGGCAUUGUUGUGUGUCACAGUAAAGUCCUCAUGACCUGCAUAGUGCAAAACACUGUUCCCAAAUGCUGUUAGAACUGCUCCCUGCUGCUGCUUAAUGCCACUGGGAGAGCGAUCCAUGGAGCUCCAGUGCUGCAGCCAUUGGCAUGGCUGGCUUAGCAAAUGGAAGCUUUGUUUUGAGCUUUCUGUAAUAAAAUACCAUGCUGCUGGGACACACAGGCUAGCUAGGGUUUCACUGCCCGCUUAAGAAAAUGAGGGCAAAGAGUGAUUAAAUAUUAAGUGGGAUGCAAGAUCUCAGCACAUGCAGUUCAUGUGGUAACCUGAGGAUGGGCUGGAGGUAAAUGUGGCUUCCUAGAUACCUGAGAGGGUACUACAGCAACCCAUCCUGGCCAGCAAGAGGAGCUUUGGGGUUCCUCCAACAGUCUCCAGAGACCUCAGAGGUGACAGGUAUGGCCAUGGAGAGACAGCAAGAUGAGGAUCCUUGGAAUACCUGUAUCCUUUUCUAUUUAGCUUUCUACCUCUUCUGUAAAUCAAGCACCAUUUCUGGCAGCAGUAGACUGUUUAGCAGGCUACACUGACAUCAAACAGAAGAUACUAAUGAAAAUAACAGA